This is a messenger RNA of Cimex lectularius (bed bug), 1371 nucleotides long. It is a transcript of the gene aspr, whose product is annotated as neurogenic locus notch homolog protein 2. The record is from RefSeq and is a predicted model, not a curated record. Lineage: Eukaryota; Metazoa; Arthropoda; Insecta; Hemiptera; Cimicidae. The transcript is spliced from 8 exons. The coding region runs from base 36 to 1283 and encodes 415 amino acids.
GGAUAUCAGAACCUGACCAGUCAACAUUCAACGACAUGCAGAAUUUAAAGACGUUGCGGGACGUUUCGCUUCUCGCUGUUGGCGUUUUAUACCUAGUUACGAAAAUCCACGCCGACGAUAUCUGUCGCCCGAAUCCCUGUGGAUCCAACACGCAAUGCCUCCCAAGGGACAACCGACCAGUGUGCGUCUGCCUUCCAGGAUAUUGGGGCAAUCCAUUGACUUACUGCCAACGUGGUGAAUGCGCAGAAACUGCCGACUGCGGAGGAAACAAGGUAUGCCGAGAUUACAGGUGCGUUGACGUAUGCACAGGUCAAUGCGGUACAAACGCUCAGUGCACACCAAGGAACCACGUACCGGUCUGCACCUGCCCUGCGGGUUACACCGGUGAUCCUUUGACUCACUGCCGUCCAUUCCAUCCACAGGAACUUUGCAACCCAAGCCCAUGCGGGCGCAAUACUCGUUGCGAAGUGGUCAACGACGUGCCUACAUGCAGCUGCUUGCCGGGCUACGUCGGACAACCUCUCUCCGGUUGCCAUCACGAAUGCGAUUUGGACAGCGACUGCGGCCCUCAGUCUAAAUGCGGAACUGAUUACAAAUGCACACCCGUCUGCACAGCCGGAACUUGCGCCAAUAAUGCACGGUGCGAUGCAUCAAACCAUAGGGCCGUUUGCACUUGCCCUCCGGGUACUUUCGGUGAUCCUUACACAUCUUGCAACCUGGAAUGUGAAAGUCAUUACGAUUGCCCUUCGGGCCGUCCGGCCUGCAGCGCUGGAAAAUGCAUCGACCCGUGUGCAGGGCAGUGUGGUGUCAACGCAAAUUGCAGAGUCAAAGACAGGACGACGCCGGUUUGCAGCUGCCCGAGACACAUGACCGGCGACCCGUUUGUGUCUUGCAGGCCAUUUGAAAAAUCGGAUCUGUGUAUUCCGAACCCAUGCGGUACCAAUGCCCAGUGCACUCCCGGCCACGACAGAUCUGGUAACGAACGUCCGGUCUGCACCUGCCUUCCGGGAUACCUAGGAGAUGCUUUGACAUCCUGUAGGAGAGGCGAAUGCUCAUCCGACAGGGAAUGCUCGCACGAUAAGACAUGCGUGAACUAUAUGUGCAGAUCAACGUGCGAGGUCGGCUCGUGCGGACAUGGUGCGCAAUGUACUCCGAGGGACCACACUGCCGUUUGCACCUGUCCUCCAGGAACGACAGGACAACCUUUGACGUCCUGCAGAACCAUCCCAGCACCCGUGGCCGCCCGCAGCAGGAACGGCCGCCUCUACUACCUCCGUCGAUGAUCUUUUCCAUCUUGGAACAUUUAAUAAAUGUGAAAAAAGUCGAUGUAACAAUCAUUUAUAAGUAUGUAAUAUAAUAAUUAGUACAAAA